AUGGUGAAGCUGCACGUGAAGCGCGGAGACGAAAGCCAGUUUCUGUACGAGACUACGACGGAUACGCGGCUCUCCCAGCUUGUACCACACGUGGUGAGCCUCUACAACGGCCGACUGAAGGUCGAUCGCCUCUGCCAAGGUGCGUACGCGAUUUCUAUGGGGCGGUCGCAGUGUGCGUUAAUUAGAAUCACCAUCGUAUCGGCUCCUCCAGAAAUUGAGCUGCUGGCUCAACAUGGAACGAUGCUACCUCCUGAUAUGAUAGGUCUCACAGAGGAACAGGUGAAGGAGUUGAAGUUGUCUGAUAAGUGGGCGGAGUCUUGUGUUCCAAGUGGUGGUGCUGUGGUGAACCCUGACCCCGUGGGACGUAGGAAUGGCCAGGCACCCAAUGACAAGAUGAAGGAUGUGCUCAAGCGAACUAUUAGUGAAGCAAAGUCAGCCAUUUCUAAGACCCAGGUUGAUGCGGGUGUGUGUAUGACUGAUGACAUCAUCCACGAUGCUCUGGACAAGCUGCGAGGAGCGGUGACCAUAGUCUACCCCAUGGGUCUUCCUCCCCACGAUCCCAUCAGAAUGGAGUUUGAGGGAACUCAAGAUCUCUCUGGGACACAGGUAUUCAUAACCUCCCCUGUGUGUGUGUGUGUGUGUGUGUGUGGCUUGGUAAGUAGGUCAGCAGGUACUAGAGGAGGACAUAGCCCAGCUCUGGUGGGCCGGGAAGCAGCUGGAGCGAAGCAAACUCUACGAGACUACGUCGGACGAAACGAGAAGACAAAGAUAGUGGCAAAGCUCCAGAAGAAAGGUCAAGGUGCUCCGGGAAGAGAGCCCGUGUUUUCAGCAGAGGAGCAGCGAGCGAUGAUGGCCCUGGCUCACAAGAAGCAGGAAGAGAUGAAGAGACUGGAAGCAGACGAGAGUGAGGACUACCUGAACACAGAGUGGGCUGAUCCGACUGGACUCAAGAAGACGUUUACAGGAGCUGGGGACAUCUCUUGGAGACCAAAAUGAUCGAUGGGCAGGACAGUAACAUCACAGCAAGGGAAUUGAAAUUCGACCUAGUCAAUCCCGUCCAUUUUCCCACCCUUCUUUCUUGCCUCCCUCUCCUUACUUUCUUAGAUGACUGCUGACUACACACCCACACCCCACACACACACCAAAAUAAAGGCAACACUCACUUAAACAAUGAAAGCUCUUUAUCUCCAAUAAAGGUAACACUCGCUUUAUUUGUUUUAAUUGGCGACCACAAGGCGUAGUCAUCUGAAUGCUGAUAUUCCAUACAUAUAUAUACAUACAAUUGUAUGUUACGGGCACUGCAUGUACCGUAAUGUUAUUGUAAAUAUGCGUGAAAAUUGAACUGCUCGCAAACGCAUGGCAUUUGUUCUAAUAUGUGCAAAAAGCCUUCAAUAAACAUAGUGCAUUUAUCACUCUUGCCAAACAUACAUACAGAGAAAUGGUUUAUCAAUAUUAUUUUGGUGUGAAAUAACCGAUAUUCCGAUAAUGAAAUCAUUUGUGAAAAAGUUACAGUAAAGAAAAGGUAAAUAGGAGAUGAUAUAAAUAUAUCAUACUUUGCAAUGUGUUCUUGCUGUACAAAUAGACACUUCACGUUAACGAGGGGGUGUGGUCGGUCUGUCAGUCAGUAGCGGUGGGGAUGGUGGUGAAACGUGGCGGACUGGUUACCAGUGGUAAAGGUAGGGGCGUGGGGUCUGUGGUCCAUGCUGGACGUGGUGUGGGCCGCCAGCGAUGGGAUAUGGUGACUCGUUGACUGAGGGUUAAGAGGUCCACUUAUAAUCCCUCUUAUGACCACGAUGCAAUAGUGCAUGGUAUUGCUAGUACAUGACUAUACGUGUCCCCCUAUCUGCACGUAUUCUUACCCUAUCUGUACAUGUGUGGCCCAGUACAAAAGACUGCCAGCAGUUACACGGGGCAGAGGUGGGUUUUUUUUCCAAAAAGAAAGAUCACACAGUGUGCUCUGUCCAGCUCUCACGAGAAAUGUGCUGGGUCACCUAAUGUCCUAAGCGCUACACAUGCCACAACAAAGUCAGGCUCAUACUAAAUUACCAUAAUAAACGGUUGUGUCGUGAAGUACAGCAUGGACACUGGCCAACUGUGCUUGUGAACUUAGUCAUGCUUUCCUUUACAAGCGAUUUGCGAUUGCGAAAGUUAGUUACACAGUAUGUGUGGAAGUCUGUGGAAGUCGGUAAGAG
Molecule: messenger RNA, 2192 nt
Organism: Geodia barretti
Lineage: Eukaryota; Metazoa; Porifera; Demospongiae; Tetractinellida; Geodiidae
Source: the annotation of a GenBank genome assembly